GUCUCCGCAGGCAACUCAUUGAAGUAUCGCUACCCGAUGCAUACAUAUACAGUACACAAUACUAAACUGCAGGAAGCUGCACGCCCGUUCAGUGAGUAAAUUACUUUACUGUGCGCCGGCAUUCGACUUUUGCUCUGAACUCCCUGCAGAUUUUUGUCAGAAGUGGCCACGUCAAACCGAAAGUUGGAAGUUCCAAUUGCACAUUGGCUACUGUAAGUAGUUGAAGUUGCGAGUUUCAUCUGGGCGCCCAGCCAAUAAGGAAAAAGUGCAAGCUUCACGAACGUGUGACGUAAGAGGACCAGCAAAUCCAUUAUUCAUGCCACCACCGAGCGAAAAGAGCCCUCUUGUCGGGAAAAACCCUUUAGGCAGCGGCAACGGGGCUCAGAGUAAUAGAGCAGUCGGCGCGGGACGACGGACAAUGGGUAAUGGAGCAGGCACACAAUCCCGGUCCCCCGGCACUGCUAACCGGUCUGAGAAUGGCAAAGGGAAGGAAGACUCCGAGUUGCUUCAGCUCAAGGCAAAGGUGGCCCAGCUGGCCUUGGAUAUCAUGGACAGGGAUGCCGAACUCGGGAUGGUUCGGAAGGAGAUCAAGUCCUGCAACGAGCUCCUCUCAGAGCGGGAGGAGGAGAUCGGAAAACUCCGCGAGGAGGUUCACAAGCUCCGCUCUGUAUUGCAGCAGCGAACACUGCAGGAUGUAGUGCAGCCAGAUGUCCUAUCCACCAUUCACGAGGAACGAGGGAUGGCCGGGGCAAACAAAGACCGAAACAAGAAACAGGGGGUGUCUGGCGAAAGUGGAAUCCAGGAUAACGUGACGUCAGCAGAUGAUAAUUAUACCUUGCAAAGAUACGAGAAGACAUCCAGCUCAAAAGAGCUAAUAAAAAGUGCCAUCUUGGACAAUGACUUCACCAAGAACUUUGAUGCGACCCAGGUCAAGGAGAUUGUGGAGUGCAUGUACCCAAUGGAGUUUGGUGCGGGACAGCUUGUCAUCAGGGAGGGCGACGCAGGGGCACACUUCUAUGUGGCUGCAGAUGGGAAUCUUGAAGUCAGUAAAAGUGGCAAGAAGCUGGGUAAGAUGGGACGAGGGAAGGUUUUUGGAGAACUCGCCAUCCUCUACAAUUGUACAAGAACGGCCUCUGUCAUUGCUGUGACGGAUGCUAAGAUUUGGGCCAUAGAUCGAACAGCAUUCCAAGUCAUAAUGAUGAAAACAGCCAUGCAGAGACACGACGAGCAUCUCCAGUUUCUCAAGAGUGUUGUAAUAUUGCAGUCACUGUCUGCCUCCAAUUUGUUUAAACUUGCUGAGAGUCUGGAGGUAGAUUUUUUUGUGGAAGGAGAGUACAUCGUAAGAGAAGGAACAAGAGGAGACACUUUUUACAUCAUCAGCAAAGGAUCGGUGACAAUUACUCAGUCUCUUACUGGUCUGGAUGAGCCACAGGAGGUCCGACAAUUAGGCAGAGGAGAUUAUUUCGGAGAGAAAGCCCUCCUCAGUGAAGACGUACGGACAGCCAAUGUCAUAGCAGGAAAAGGCGGGUGUCAGGUCCUUGUUAUAGAUCGGAUAGUUUUCAAUGAACUAAUCGGUAACCUCCAGGAACUGCAAAACAAGGACUACGGUGACCAGGAGAGGGGUGCAACAAGAUCAAGCAACUCCUCUGAGCCAGAUACACAAAGGCAGAGCCUUCGAGACAAGUUCAGCAACAUUGAGUUGGAUGAUCUCGACAUCAUUGCCACGCUUGGAAUUGGUGGCUUUGGUAGAGUGGAAUUGGUUGGACUUGCUGGAGACAAGAAAACAUUUGCCCUGAAGUGUCUGAAGAAGUACCACAUCGUGGAGACAAGGCAACAAGAGCAUAUCUACUCUGAGAAAAAGAUAAUGAUGAAUGCCAACUGUCUGUUUAUUGCAAAAUUAUACAAGACAUUCAAGGACAGCAAGUAUGUGUACAUGCUGAUGGAAGUGUGUCUAGGAGGUGAACUGUGGACCAUUCUCAGAGACAGAGGGUCGUUUGAUGACCACACUGCACGUUUCUUCAUUGCCUGUGUGGUUGAAGCCUUCUCCUACUUGCACAGUAAAGGGAUUGUUUAUCGUGAUCUCAAGCCUGAAAAUCUGCUCCUUGAUUCAAAUGGCAUUGUUAAGCUGGUAGACUUUGGGUUUGCCAAGUACAUUGGUUUUGGUCGUAAGACGUGGACAUUUUGUGGCACACCAGAAUAUGUUGCUCCAGAGAUCAUCCUGAAUAAAGGACAUGACUAUGCUGCUGACUACUGGUCACUGGGCAUCUUGAUAUUUGAACUUCUCACUGGCAACCCACCUUUCACUUCUGCUGACCCCAUGAAGACAUACAACAUCAUUCUUAAAGGCAUUGACAUAGUGGAGUUUCCAAGGAAGAUCCCCCGCCAUGCAGCUACUCUGAUCAAGAAACUUUGCCGUGACAAUCCAGCUGAGAGGAUUGGCUACCAGAAAAAUGGCAUCUUGGAUAUCAAGAAGCACAAGUGGUUUCAAGGAUUUGACUGGGAAGGCCUGAAGAGGCAGAAAGUUGAUCCUCCCAUAAUCCCUCAGGUUCGUGGCCCAGAGGAUGCAAGUAAUUUUGACUCUUACAGCAAGGAUCUAGAGAUUCCUCCUGAUGAACUGUCUGGCUGGGAUGAAAAUUUUUAAGAUAAGGCUCAUAAUUUGGCAAGGAAACAUUAAUGUUUCGCACACACCAGCAAGGCAUCUACUACAGGAACUAGGCUUGGCUUUGCACUUGCGACUGAUGUCUCUCACUUGCCCAGUUUCACAUCCAAGUUCCUGAAGUUUGUGAAAGGUUUAGCAGGAAAUCAUGUUGUGUAUUUUUAAUCUUACGUGCAAAAUUUUGUAGUUGCAUUUGUAAGCAUUUGGUAUGUGAAGAUGGUAAGAUUAACUAAUGGCUAAUACAGUUUUCAAUCAUAAGCUGAAAAGUUGAUGCCCUUAACGUAACAGUUCUAAUGUCAAAUGGUUCACUGUACAAGUAAACAAGUAUGUGGUCAAGUAAGGUGCGAUGAGAGUUCCUGAAACUUAGUAUAUGGCUGUUUAAGAAGAGUGGAGUGGUUUUUACUUCUGACCAGUAGUGUAACUGGGGUGAAAUUUCUGAGGGAUACCUGAGGGGGCCCAUUGUUAGACUUCUGCUGUGGGGUUGCAUGCUGUCCCCCAGACAAAAACACUGCAUGUGCGAACUUGUUCACAGGCAUCUCGCUAUAUUACAAACUACUUAUUUUGCAAAUCUGUGGAGUAUUGACACUUGUAGGCCCAUUCAACAUAUUUCAGAAAAGGGCUCUCGAGGUAUUUAAUUGCAAGGAAAACUGAACCUUUACGACUAGGGAAGGAACUUAUAAAACAUAUAAAAUGUAUGAAAAAAGAACCCCGAAUCAUUUGUUCUUCCAUAUUUUUGAAUUUACAAAGCCUUUAAGUGGUAUGUGAAUUUUGAAACAUUGAUUCACUAAUGACCAUUUGGUAAUAUUAUAUAUUACACUUUGCUCACGUGCUUAGAAUUGGACACUACAAGACAAAAAGUCUUGUAUGGGUUUGUUAUAUUUUAAAACUGUUUGGUUGGAUUCUGUUGAGCACAUUCUGAGAAAAAAAUGGUGCUUUAAUGCAAAAAUGAAUGGUGUGACAGGCGAAGCCUGUUUUAUUGUAUGGCUUCGACAUGUAAAUGGUGAUUUAUAAAAAGAAUAAGGAUGACAAGUUUUAGACUAGAACUCGAUUCAAUAAAUCUGAACGCCGUCUAGUCAGGGUUUUCUGACGAUCAAUCCAGGUUGCCUAAAAGGCAGUGACUCCUAAAAUUCCAAUGACAAAUUACCACAAACCGUACAAGGAUUCUGUAUAAACUUGUCAUUGGGAAGACAAUGUUACGUGACAUUUUUAUAGGCUAUGAAAUGCACCCCAAAAUUCUGUUCAGAAAAUGUUGUAACGCUUUCUGCUGUCCCGUCUCCCAGGAUCAACCUACACUUUCACUGAGGCUGGUUCACUGACACUUCCCACACUGUCACCUUGUGGAAUGUAACUAGGUUUAAUCUGGAAUUAACCGAAUCAAAGCAAAACAUGUGGUAUCAUGUGGUCGGGAAAUUACACGUCACAUGAAAAGGUGGUAAUUGAUCAGGCUCUAAUAAGAUAAAUCACAAUAUAUGUACAUGUACAUUAAAAACACGUAGUUACAUAGUACUAUUGGAGGACAUACAUGUAUCAACCUAAGUACAUGUAGUUUGCAAUAGAUAGAAAACCGAAAUGUACAUCUAUGCAGCCAAAACUUACGACUUUGCUGAGCACAGGCUUACAAACACAAUGUACUUGCAGAACUGGCAGAAAUGCGUCAAAACAGGGUUUUCCAAUAUCUAUUCAUCCAAUAAAUCUUCAAACUUUGUAACUUCAGUAGCUUUCUCCAACGUGAGAUUGCCCGCCAACAAUACAUGCGUAAGUAUGGUCCCCAAAUCUUUGUUAUCUGAGUCCUAUCACAUCAUACAGUAAUUAUAUGUACAUGUAACCAGAUAUCCGACUGAAACAAUGUCGGUGUAGCAAUAACUACUGCCCUACACACAAAUCUCACUGGUGGGCCAAAAAUGCGCUGCCUGAAUAUACCUAAAGAAAAGCCUGUGUUACAAUGGUCUUCAUGGCACCCGACUCAGAACUACAUAAAAAGAAACUAACGUAUAGUUUGAAGCAAGUGUAAUCAAGUGGUGAAUGUUGUUAUUCCAACAGAAGGUUACAAAAUGAUGAAUUCUGACUUUAAAAUCUGCCGUUUUCUGCAUGUAAAGGUGCACAUUUUUCAGGCACCAUAGCGUACUUUGCCUGCCUAACUACAGUGCGGUAAAGAUGUAAUUCUGGUUACCAAACCUGAUGGGUCUGACUGUUCCCCUUCGAUUUUAGUAUGUGUCGUCGGAGAUCUUCUUGUCUCGGAACCAGACUACAGCGAAUCGACACAGGGCCAAAUAUAAAAGGCCGGCGUGAAUUUACGAUUAUAUAGGCCUAGCAAGAUCAACCUCAAAGCAAACAUGUGGCUCUUUCUAAGGCAUACAUGCUCAGCACCUGAGCACCAUGUUCAAGAAAAAAUAAAUGAAAAAAUCAAGUCGCCGCACCAGUUUCAGAGCCAACUCCCGACCUGAAACCUGUGUCAUUUUGGGACCUUACACUUGGCCAUGAUUGUGCCUACUGGCUGCUUUCUAGCCAGCCGUGCUCUGGGGGGUCAUGCUGCACAUUUUGUCACUUACAGAGUGCGUGUACAUGUAUAACUUUUGCCCUUGAGAAAGAUCCUGCCGGGAUCAAAACAUGAAAUUAUAUAAAUGAAAUAAACAUGUGAAUUCGAAACCACGUUUUCCUUUGUCUGUUAUAAGCCGUUGACUUUUUUAAGUUCAAAUAUCAUGAGGGUAGUAAAUCUCAAUUUGUCUAAAUCUGCACACUUUGGAAAGAAUUCUGCAUUAUGAUUCCCCCUUUUUUACAUAAUAUCGACGAUGGGUUAGAUUAUGAACUACAUAUAUGUACGCAAUAAACCUCGAUCACUUAACUCAGUGCACAUGAACGGAUCCUGUCCUUGACUUUUUCUUGCCUUUCCAUAUUCAGCAUUCUUUCUUGCCAAACAUGAUACGGAGUGGAAGCAAGACAUGACUGGAUCAGGAUGGGAUGGUAUCAGAUGAAGGUCAUUCAUCGGAUGAUCUGGGCAGAAAUUUGACAAAAAACAAAAAGAUAAACACAGGAAAUUCAAAUUAAAUCUGGGCAAGAUUUGUUAAAACAGUAUAUUGGCAAUAUUGACGCACAUGAGUGGAUAUGGUGGGACAACAACAUGUCAGAGGCAAAUCCGAUAAGAAUAACUUACGUGACAGUAACGAGUUGGGAUGGUACUUGGCAUAUUGGUAGGCGUGGUAGGCUAAAUUGUUAAAUUUUACAGCAAAAUCAUUCUGGAGUUGAGCUUUGAAAGACAUCCAGACAUCCAUACAUACCUUUUCCUUGCUCUCUGUGACAUCUGCAUUCCCUAGUUGUACCUCUUGCUCACACUUUUCCUAUGGAUUUCGUGGUGUUGAGUAAACCUGCAUUUUCAGUGAAAACCAAAUCUCCCGACACUGAUUUAGAUACUGACUACACUUGUCGGCGCUCAUUACUGUCAGAAUCUGAAACUUUCCACCACUUCUCGGACAUUUACAGGAUUUUAACAUUUCUUUUCACAUUCAGGAACACUAAUUCGGAUUUUUCUUCCUCUGACACGCUCCAUUUUGGCAAUCAAUGCACAGCCACAACAGCAAUGCAGCAAUAUAAACAACAGCAACAACAAUAUAAACAACAAUGCUAUUGCUCUUCGGAUCUCUAGUCUGGUUUGAGUGGCGGAUAGAAAUUUAGGAAAAGAGGGAGCAUGAUGAGUCUGGGAACCAGACUUUAAUAUGUGCCCUUUUGUGUUGGAAAGUCUUAUGUAGGAGGUUUUGGGUACAAAAUUAAAAUUGGGAAAUACGAAAAAGUCAAAACACUAAAUUCUGAACAAAGCUGUUUUAGCUAACCGAAAAAGUCUUUAACAGAUUACAUCAAAUUGUCUACUUGUGAUUUGAUUACAUUUCUGACGAUUUGUUCAGUGCAUAUUCGGUAUGUUAUGUACCUGUUGCCCUCCCCCAGUGGGGAAGGGAAAUGCAUUGAGUUGUGAACAAAAUUCGACAAAUUUAACGCCAGAUUUCUCCCCUUUUGUCACAAUGACAACAACAAUAAGUGAAUUUUUCCACAGUUCAAACUACGCACAUGUGAAUUUUCAUCUAGUUCCGAAGUGGGUGCCGCAAGAUGACAGAAAAAUCGGGUGCGUUUCAUGGCCUAGUGGGUUUAUGGACCCAUUGAACCUCUAAGUUUUAAGUAAAGUAUGUUUUACAAUAUCUACGGCAAUCUAGAUGAGGUUGAAACUGAGGAGUUCCAGUUUCCCAAGCGAGUUGUAAUUGGACGCUUGGCUUUGUGCAUGCUUAAUUUUAUGGCUUAUUAUCACUACUAAAUGUUGGAAAACUGAGGUGCCUGACAAUGAGAUGUCAAAGAAAAUAUAAGAAAACAACGUUUGAGUAAACCUUUUUGAUGUUUAUCAAACUUUUGUAAAGAGUUACAAAUGUAGUAACUAAACAGUGGUAUUUUUAACAUACAUAGAUAUACCUAUAUAUUUUUGUAUUUUUGUUCUUUUAUCACAGAUUUCACAAGUGUUUUGGUCGUAUGAGUUAUAAGAAAAUUUCCGUCAACAUUUUUACCGUAGAGCUGAUCUGAUUUCGUUGUGAUCCCAGAUAAAACUUAAUGUCUCUGUUUUAAAGUCGUAUCAUUGUGAGUAGAAAGGACUGCACAACAAAGGGCAUUUUUAACACUGGCAGCUUUUUGGAAAGCUAUGCUGUGUGGAAAGCAUCGUUAAAGUCUAAUACUAAAUGUAGUGUAAUACUCUAUCAAAAUUGUGGUAAGGCAUAAUGUGUGAAUCAGGGAAAUCAGUAAUAAUGUUUUUGAUUCAGUUCAUUUAUCUUGUGGUUUGAGGUUUACCUGUGUGUUCCUACAUGUAUCUGGUUCUUCUAGUUAAGGCACGGGCUUAGACCACAGAUGUUUGUAAAAAAAAUCAAAUGUAAAGUUUAAUGAAAUGGUUUUGGUGGUUUAAACUAACUCCAUGUUUUGGGAUAUGAAAAUAAAAAGAAAAAAAUGGGAUUGAAA
Molecule: messenger RNA, 7639 nt
Organism: Acanthaster planci (crown-of-thorns starfish)
Lineage: Eukaryota; Metazoa; Echinodermata; Asteroidea; Valvatida; Acanthasteridae
Product: cGMP-dependent protein kinase 1-like
Biological process (GO): protein phosphorylation
Molecular function (GO): ATP binding; cGMP-dependent protein kinase activity
Source: RefSeq, a predicted model, not a curated record